Messenger RNA from Doryrhamphus excisus (bluestripe pipefish), 2789 nucleotides. RefSeq lists its product as uncharacterized. NCBI's taxonomy places the organism in Eukaryota, Metazoa, Chordata, Actinopteri, Syngnathiformes, Syngnathidae. The record is from RefSeq and is a predicted model, not a curated record.
ACCGCACAGGCCUCCAAAGCUGUCCCAUUUUUCACCAUAACGAGUGGGCAAUCCUAUUCAGCUUGGAACAAUGUUUUCUUCUACUUAACAGAUUUAUGGCCUUCAAAUGCAUCUCCAACCGUUGGCCAUUUGCAUGUUGUGUACUGACUGGAUCACCUAUACUGUAAAAGUAUGUGGAAGUAGAAAAAACGCAUUCUUAUGUAAUAGGCAUGCAAAAAAUAAACCAAAUUGUCUAAAAACCCUAGAACUGACAUGCAUGCAAACAUUGAUGCAUUUAUAGUUUUAUAAUGAAAGAGUUCCCCACUUUGAGAGUUAUGGAUGUCCCCUAGAGUUUCAGGAAGGAAUGCAAUACCACCCCCAACAUCCCCCACCCCCCUGCUUCCAUUCAUCCACUCACUGCAGUAAUGAAUGCAAUAGAGGAGGGAGGGAGGCUACAUGAAGUCCACUUUCCAGUUAGUUGCACUUGUUCUGAGUGGCCGACUGGACCCAUCGCCACCAUGGGGAGAAAGAUCAAGUCUGUUUACCUCCUUCCACUCAUCAUUUUUAUUGAAGUGUCUGCUUUGAAGAUACGGAACAAGCUGCUGGGAACAUGUUUGCAGGUACAAGAUGGGAUACCAGGGGGGAGAGUGUCACUCGGGGAAUGCAACCCCCAGUCUGCGUUACAAGAAUGGCUCUGGCUGUCUAGCAACCAGGCUCUCACCAACCAUUUCACCGGGGAGUGUCUGACUGCACCAGAGGAGCAGUUUGAGGGGGUUCACAUGCAGCCCUGCAAUGCUGAAGGCCAAAUUGAAGAAGCUGGAACAGAGUUGGACAGUGAUGCAGGCAGACAGAAAUGGUCUUGUUCCAAGAAAGGCCACUUGACUUUGCUGGGGAGGGGACUGCACUUGAGUGCCACACAAGAGUCUACUUUACUAUUCUUGUCGAGGGAACAUAAACAGCAGGGCAGCCGGUGGAGGACACUGGACAACCAAACACUGUGUGAUGGCAGAGACGGCAACCAUCACCACCACAACCAACAUCACCACUCUCUGGGGAAGUCAGUAGACCUCACUUUACCAAUCACUGACAUGGACAGACAAGCAGCUGAUGUUACAUUUAGUAACAGCGUCACAGAAGAAUUUCCAGUAAGAAACGCGACUGAUGUUUUAUCCCUGACCACCAAAUCCCCUGCGGAUCCUACCAUGAUUUUCUUCAGCAUGGACUACGGCAUGGGAUGGAAAAUAACCAUGUUGGUUUUAAGCUCAUUGGCUCUCGUCCUGGGUACGGUGAUCCUUAUUCUCAAUGUUUAUUCAAAUAGGAGGAAGAAGGUGGUAUGUGUUCUGAAGUCGUACGCUCCAAGACCAGAGGCCCGUGUUCCAGGAUCCCCAGUGCCAAAUGAGAGAGCUCCCUUAACAGAGCAUGCCAUGUGCCUGCCGCUCUCCUCUCCUAGUUUACAGCGAGGAGAAAUCCUGAUUGAGUGGAAAGAUGGCACCGUGACGCCACUCUAUGAGGCCUGAAAGUUGUGCAAUUAGUACACAGAAUGUAGCAUCUGAUAAGGCGACUUUAGUGAAAACAGAUGGCUAAACUAAUAGAAAACUGGAGGUUUUUCAUGGAAUGUAUGAAGUUAUUGAUAUUGCAAUGAUACAAAGUGAGCUAACAGUUUAAACAUCCCCUAUUACUAUGCCAAAUCGAUGUGUACCACCCUGAUCUAUAUGUGUUUUCCCCACCAUUUCACUGAGGGAAAAAAUCAGGCUUCACUACACAUCUUAAAUAAAGCCUCUGCAAACUAUCCAUUAGUCUACAGACACGGGAGCUAUAAGUUUGAUCAUUUUGUUUUUAUUCAGCGAAUAAGCUCAUCUAUGAUAGAUACAUAUCAGAUUUCUAUCUACAUACGAACCAGUCCUGUACUCUUUACACUGAUGUGAGAAAAUCAGGUCAGGUCACUACAGGUCGCGUUUGAAAAAAAUAAUCUGAAUUGACCUGCAGUGUAAAUGUUGUGCACAAUAGCCCUUCUUGAAGACACACACUCUCGCUCAUUAGCAUUAAAGCAACAGAUACACAAUCCACCGUGUUGCCAAUAGAUUUUGGUCAAUACACUUUCAAUACAUGGUUAUUGGACCUCUGAGACUUAUUUUAAAAUUGGGAUUUUUACCAAACAAAUAUCAUCUGGAUUAAAUCAAAUUGGUUGAAAGUGACAGAGUUCACAUUUUUGCUGCAGGUUUAAACUAAACAUCAUGUCAUUUCUUUUUCUUAAUCUCAAUGUAGUAAUUAUUGCUGUGUGCUUAUGUGGUUUUUUUUACUCUGUAUAAAGUUGUUUUGUAGUCAUUGCUACCAUAGUUGCCAGUUGCCUUUAAGGUGGGCAAUAUUGUGUAAUAUAACAAGAAAUAAUGCUUCAGCUUUUUCCUUUCUCUGUAAUGUAAAAAUGGAUCACUCUCAACCUUUUGUUUAUAUGUCUGUUGCAAAUACUGUAAUUCAUGUAGUACAUUUUCUUGCAUUUAAUAACAUUUUCUAUCAUGAAAAUGGGGGAUGUACAGUAAAUAAUGUUUUUUGUAGGGUUCCAGGUGUAUGUUGACCAUGACUUCUAGAGUAUAAAUUAAGGUAGAUAAUCGGUAACUCUAACCAACUUGUUAAAUUAAUCCAUUGUUUUCAAACAUCUUGUACAUUUUUAAAGCUAUCAUUUACCUGUAUUAAAACUCUAUGUUUACCACUGGUUUUGCAUUUUGUAUGAACUGUAUGUGUGCAUAUCCAUGACAAUAAUAUUUGCACAUAGUUGCUGCUUGUUACCCAAAUAUUGUUAUAGUGUGCUUGUG